This is a messenger RNA of Neofelis nebulosa (Clouded leopard), 4024 nucleotides long. It is a transcript of the gene LINGO4, whose product is annotated as leucine rich repeat and Ig domain containing 4. The transcript has 3 exons. NCBI's taxonomy places the organism in Eukaryota, Metazoa, Chordata, Mammalia, Carnivora, Felidae. The record is from RefSeq and is a predicted model, not a curated record. Bases 1482 to 3434 code for a protein of 650 amino acids. Gene Ontology annotation, molecular function: protein binding.
UUUAUGGGAUUUUUAGGGAUAAGGUACAAUGGAGGCCAAGAGCAUCAUAGAUUGAGUUAGAACUCAAACCUCUUAUGUGCACUUUAGAAAUAGACUUUAGGGGUCAACACAAACCUGAUGAGAGACACACACCCAUGCACAGGUGAAACACAUACUCACAAACUCAACCUGCAAUUAUGCACCUCUGCAGUACAUUUAAUCUGACACAGUCCCUGUCUUCCUUGAGGUCACAGCUCAGAGGUGCAUAGUGGCCUCAGGAAAAGAGUCCCAACCCUGAGGGACCCCAGAACAUUUUCAUGGUGGUCCAGUCCACCAACCUUAGACCUGGGGUGGCCCAAACGCCAUCCCAGCCCCAGAUGUCUUCUAGCACAAGAAACCCCAGGAGAAGAAGAGAUAGAUGGCUGGACACUGGUCAGUCAGAUGGUCCCAGACAGAUAUUGGAGGAGUCCUGCUGUCAUUAUGGAGAAAGGAAACAGACACAAUUUCUUCACUCUGUGACGGGGCACUACUGACUCUAGCAGGGAGGAGACCAGGGAACAGGGCAGACACCUGCCUCUCAGGCUGCCCCAAAACUUCUCUUGCUUGGCUUUACAAAUCGCUAUGAGCCAUCCUCUGAGGGAUAAACAGCAGGUGAUGCGGGGGAGGGGGUUGUAUUGCUCUCAGGGGAGGGUUUAAUAGGCUAGACAUAAAUCCUAACUUGUGCUAUUCUUUAUAAAAUGAUUUUAAAGGCCAGGGGCAUGUGUGGUGGGGGCCGGGAGGGGGGAGGGUCUUAAAUCAGACCACCUCAGCUGCUCUCUCCUGUCUCAUUCCUGUGUGGAGACCCAGGUUUUCAGCCCAGCAACCCAUGAGCAUCAAAAGGAUCGCAGCCCCCACUCUGAGCAGCCCCCAGGGAGGCUUGGGAGUUGCUCCUCAGAAACCCCCACAGGAGUCUCAAACUAAGCUCCACAGCAGAUGUUCUGGAUGGAGAACUUUCUCCACAAAAUGAUACCCAUGGGGGGCAUUUAGAUUGAAAGGCCGCAUCUGGGAGAGGAAGGUGCUUUUCCCUGAGCUCCCCAGAGGGCAGUCAGCAUGUCCAUCAGAGACCCUUUCGGAGCUGCUGGCUGCCUCCACUUCCUGACCCCUCCUAGACCCCAAAGUCUCCGUCUGCGCUCCCUCCCCUUCUCCAUCCUGUAGUGGCGCUUGCUGCAGCCCUCCCUGGUUGCUUUAUUUAUUUAUUUUGCACCAACAGGGUUGCUGCAGACUCAUUCUCGCCUGGUUUAAAAAGAGAGAGAGGAAAAAAAAAAAAAAGGAGAAAUGCUUUCUGGCUCUUUUCUCUACCUCGGUCUUGGCAGCAGCGGCCACAGCAGCAACAGCAGCCCCAGCGGGCAGGCGGGCGGGAGGGCGGCGGGGCAGCGGGCAGUGAGGGGAGUGAGGCCCGGCGGCCCGGGGAGCAGCUUGAAUGGGACGGCCCCCAGCCCUGGACAGAGGCAGUGUCCAACUUGAUGCCGCCCUCCAGCUUCUCCGGCAUUCAGGGAGAUUGGGUCUUGCUAAUUCAAGGCCCCAGGCUCUGGGCCAGGCUCCAGAAGGGCAGAGGGGCAGUAGGUGGAGUCCAGGGGCACAGAGCUGAGCAUACUUCCCAGCCCUGGAGGACUUCGUCAAGGACUGAAGAGGGGAAGGCUAUGGGUCCAGCUCCAAAGCAAGCCUGGCCCCCAUGGCCCCCUCUCCUGUUCCUGCUCCUCCUGUCUGGAGGCAGUUGUGGUGGGUGCCCUGCCGUGUGUGACUGUGCCUCCCAGCCCCGGGCAGUGCUCUGCCCCCUUCGGCGACUGGAGGCUGUGCCUGGGGGACUCCCGGCGGACACUGAGCUCCUGGACCUGAGUGGAAAUCGCCUGUGGGGGCUUCAGCGCGGAAUGCUCUCCCGCCUGGGCCUGCUCCAGGAACUGGACCUCAGCUACAACCAGCUGUCCACCCUUGAGCCUGGGGCCUUCUAUGGCCUCCAAAGCCUCCUGACCCUGAGGCUGCAGGGCAACCGGCUGCGAAUCAUGGGGCCUGGGGUCUUUUCAGGCCUGUCUGCCCUCACGCUGCUCGACCUCCGCCUCAACCACAUUGUCCUCUUCCUUGACGGAGCCUUUGGGGAGCUGGGCAGCCUCCGGCAGCUGGAGGUGGGGGACAACCACCUGGUGUUCGUGGCUCCAGGGGCGUUGGCAGGGCUGGCCCAGCUGAGCACCCUCACCCUGGAACGCUGCAACCUCAGCACAGUGCCUGGCCUGGCCCUGGCCCGCCUCCCAGCACUAGUGGCCCUGAGGCUUCGAGAACUGGAUAUUGGGAGGCUGCCAGCUGGGGCACUACGGGGGCUGGGGCAGCUAAAGGAGCUGGAGAUCCACUCCUGGCCAUCUCUGGGGGCUCUGGAGCCUGGGAGCCUGGCUGGGCUCAAUCUUAGCAACCUGGCCAUCACCCGCUGCAAUCUGAGCGCAGUACCCUGCCAAGCGCUCCGCCACCUGAGCUUCCUCAGGGUCCUGGAUCUGUCUCAGAACCCCAUCUCAGCCAUCCCCGCCCGAAGCCUCAGUCCCCUGGUGCGGCUGCAGGAGCUCCGGCUGGCAGGAGCGUGCCUCACCUCCAUCGCUGCCCACGCCUUCCAAGGCCUGACCGCUUUCCACCUCCUGGACGUGGCAGAUAAUGCCCUUCAGACGCUGGAGGAAACGGCCUUCCCUUCCCCAGACCAACUAGUCACCCUGCGGCUGUCGGGUAACCCCCUGGCAUGUGACUGCCGCCUCCUCUGGCUGCUCCGGCUGCGCAGGCGCCUGGACUUCGGCGUGGCACCCCCUGCCUGUGCCAGCCCCCGGCACAUGCAGGGCAAGAGCCUGAGGGAGUUCUCAGACAUCCUGCCUCCAGGGCACUUCACUUGCCAACCAGCCCUGAUCCGAAAGUCUGGGCCGCGAUGGGUCAUCGCAGAGGAGGGGGGGCAGGCUGUUUUCUCCUGCUCUGGAGACGGAGACCCAGCGCCCACGGUCUCUUGGAGGAGGCCUCAGGGCCCUUGGCUGGGAAGGGCUGGGCGAGUGAGGGUCCUGGAGGAUGGGACGCUGGAGAUCCGCUCGGUGCAGCUGCAGGACAGAGGGGCCUAUGUCUGCAUGGUCAGCAAUGUUGCCGGGAAUGACUCCCUGAGGACCUGGCUCGAAGUACUCCAAGUUGAACCACCAAAUGGCACUCUCUCUGACCCUAACAUCACCACGCCAGGGAUCCCAAGGCCCUUCUUCCUGGAUAGCAGAGGCGUAGCUAUGGUGCUAGCAGUUGGCUUCCUCCCCUUCCUCACCUCGGUGACCCUCUGCUUUGGCCUCAUUGCCCUCUGGAGCAAGGGCAAAGGCCGGGUCAAACAUCACAUGACCUUUGACUUUGUGGCACCUCGGCCCUCAGGGGAUAAGAACUCCGGGGGUAACCGGGUCACCGCCAAGCUCUUCUGACCUUUACUUCCACAUCGGAGCUCCAGCCAAGACAGCUUCGGAUACCAAAAGGGAAGAAAACCAAGGUUGCUUGAACCAGAACCUAGGCCCACCCCCACCUGCAUUGUGCCAACAGCUAAUGAUGCUUCUCAAGAAGGUCUGCCUCACCCCUCCUUUUGCAGUUUGAGGAUGGGAGCAGAAGCUGUAGACCUGUAGUCAGUCUAGCCCUCCCCGCACCCCCCUCCACCAAGCAGGAAACAUCCCCAAGGCUCCAGUCUACUCGUUCACACACACUGACACCCUUUAACAACCAGUACCAAUUGCCAACCACAGCUACGAGAUUAUUGCAGAGGUGAGGCUGAGAAGCGCCGCUUGCUUCUCAACCAUGCAGUCUACCUCUCUUUUCUGGUCUGUAUCCUCCCCAGGAGCAAGGAACUAGGGCCAAGGAUCUCAGGCUCAGAAGAUGUGAGUGUACAAUGCAGGGGGGCGGGGGGGGGGGGCAGACUGCACACUGGCUGUGUCUGCAUGAGGCCUCCAGCACCUGCCCCAUCUGUCACAUCAUUAAACUUGCUGCCAAAAGGCCAUGACAGCAGCAGUCUAAACUAAUGUGA